AUGGAUAUUUUGGUCGGUAGUUUUACUACCAAUGUUGGUCGGUGCUGGAUGCGCUUAAAAUACGAGUAUAUUCCGUGUUUACAGGAUGGGCAGAAGGAGCACAUUCUCAGCCCCAGCGGCAAAGACGACUACCGUAAGAUCGUUCGCCUAUUCCGAGAGGAAGAAGUGCCCCAUCACACUUUUCCUCUCCCUUCGGAACGGAACAUCCAUGCGGUGGUUCGAGGAUUUCCCGUCAACUUUUCGGAUACUGAGAUUAAGGGAGAACUGGAGCAGAGGGGAUAUAGCCCUCUUCACAUCAUUCGAUUGAAGCGCAGCGGCGGCGCGCCCAUGCCUUUGGUGGUCGUGAUACUGCCCAAGACUGAAAAGUCUCAGCAAGUGUUCAACGAACACGAACUGCUGGGACUGGCAAUUCGAGUUGAGGUUCAGAAGAACUCCAGACCCAUUGGGCAGUGUCACCGCUGCCAAAAGUAUGGGCAUGCGCAGUCAAAUUGCACUGCACCGCCCAAAUGCUUAAAAUGUGCAAAGGACCACAUGACGCAUUUCUGCCCCCUCACCGAAGAGGAAGAACGCAAGUGCGCGAACUGUGGAGAGGAACAUCCCGCAAAUAGCCGGACUCCAGUAUUCUUUAGAAACCAUCAGGAUCCGCCCCCCGUGAGAAAAUUUGGUACACCUCGCUCUUCAAAAGGUCUUGGAGGCAGGUACACUGUUACUAAAAUUUAUCAUCUGCCGAUUGUCGGCACCAUGCCCUCAGAAAAAUUCCUGGGGGCGCCCAUGUCAGCUGCCUGUAACAAAGAACAUAAGGGAUGCUGUUUCGCAAAGUGGUUUAUGCAGACGAUAUUUCAGACAUACAAGCAUCAGGGGAACCGAUUCAUAUCCUCCUAUACUAAGCCCAAUGCGGAGUCGCACAGGCUAACAAUUUAUUUAGUCAGCUAUGAAUUGAAUUCAAGUAGGAAAUUGCACAAACUCAAGCGAGGAGGCGAGGUGACAGUUAAUAAAAUAAAGUCAGAGGCCGAAGGGCGGUGGGGCGGGCUUACAGAGAACGUUUGGCUGGCACUCUGCCACAGUUUUAGUGAAAGUGCCUUGGAUCCAGGCCAGGAUCAUUUUAUCAGAGGCCACAUUGUCGGCAACACUAGCUCAGCUUCUCGUUUGUCGAACGUAACGAAGAAACAAGCACCCACCGCCUUAAAGCAGAAGACACCGAGUCCUCGUUGGGAGAGUUACUCGGGAAGCGACCAGGUUGGUUUUAUGGUGACCAGGGAAAUACAAGAGGAUUUGUUUCCGCUGCCUCGGGAAUACUCGCUGGCAUACUGCGUAGCCGAAGACCUGAACGCAUCAAGAAGCUUAGCUUUCCUAUUCCACCGGAGGUUCGAAGAGCGUCAGGCGCAUUUUGGGAAGGCACUGUAUGUUUUGGAUAGUGGCCGAUUUGUCUACGCGCUCGACAUCAGGGCAGCUCAUCACCAGCCGUAUUUGAGAAACCUACGGCAACACCUGAUGGCCUGGCACGUUCGGAAGCUGGCAAUACCAAAGAUGGAAUAUGAGCGAGAAGGACUGUAUAGGAAGACCGUACGGAAUAUGAUAUAG
Acanthoscelides obtectus is the source of this 1581-nucleotide messenger RNA. The record is from the annotation of a GenBank genome assembly. Lineage: Eukaryota; Metazoa; Arthropoda; Insecta; Coleoptera; Chrysomelidae.